AUGUUUACUUCAUUUCUACAAUUCUUACAAACCCUAAUUUUCUACCCUUUUCUCCUCCCUUUCUUACUCUUUGCACUACUAUUUUUAUACUACAAUACUCUAUCCUCAAGUACUUCCACCACCAAAAACCAGCCACCAUCGCCACCAAAGCUACCAAUCAUAGGCAACCUCCACCAGAUAGGGCCGUUACCGCGGCAAUCCUUUAGCUCAUUGUCUCAUCAAUAUGGACAUGUUAUGCUGCUUCACUUCGGCAGCAAGCCCACAUUAGUAAUAUCAUCUGCAGAUGUUGCCAAAGAAAUUAUGAAAACUCAUGACUUGUUGUUUUGCAGUAGGCCGAGAUCUCUUGUUACCAACAAAAUCUUCUAUGGUUGUAAAGAUAUGGGAUUUUCACCUUACGGUGAACAUUGGAGGAUGAUGAAGAGCAUAUGUGUUAUGCAGUUGUUGAGUAACAAAAAAGUUCAAUCUUAUAGAAAGAUAAGAGAAGAAGAAGUAGGUUUAAUUAUGGAAAUGAUAAAGAAGUCAAAGUUUUCAGUGGUGGAUUUGAGUGAGAUUAUAAUGACACAAACAUAUGAUUUGAUAUGUAGAGCAACUUUUGGUAGGAAGUAUAGUGGAAAAGAUGAGGAUGGUAUAGAUUUUAAGGAGCUUUUGUUAGAAACAAUGGAGUUACUUGGAGUUUUUAGUUUUGGGGAUUUUAUUCCUUGGCUUAGUUGGAUGGAUCGGAUCAAGGGUUUAACGGGUCGAGUUGAAAGGGUUGCAAAAGAAUUGGAUCAGUUACUUGAUAAAGUAAUACAAGAAAAUAAGAAUCGUUUAAAAAACAAGAAAAGCAUGAAUGAUGUUGAGUUCGAUGAUGAAGGAAAAAGUGCGAAAAACUUUGUAGAAAUUUUGCUUGAAUCAAAGUGGGAGAACGAGGUUUCUCUUCCGAUGGAUGAUAUCAAAGCCGUUAUAUUGGAUGUGUUUGCCGCUGGGGCUGACACAACUUACACACUACUAGAAUGGACAAUGACCGAGUUGAUUAGGCAUCCCAGAGUUAUGAAAGAAUUGCAAGAAGAAGUUCGAAAAAUUAUUGCAUGCAAAGGCAACUCGGUGUUAAAGGUAAGUGAGGAUGAUUUAGAUAAACUGACAUAUCUAAAAGCUGUGCUUAAGGAAACACUUAGGCUGCACCCUCCAGCUCCAUUGUUGGUGUUUCGGGAGUCGUUGAAGGAUGUAAAAAUCGAUGGUUUCGACAUCAAAGCCGGGACACAUGUGUUUAUAAACGCAUGGGAAAUUCAUAGAGAUCCAACAUUUUGGGAAGAACCUGAAGAAUUUCGACCUGAAAGAUUUUUAAAUGAUAGUUCACUUAACUUCAAAGGACAAGAUUUCAAUUAUAUUCCAUUUGGAGCUGGAAGAAGAAGUUGUCCUGGUAUAUCGUUUGCAAUGGUUAAUGCUGAACUUAUGCUUGCGAAUCUCGUCUAUGAAUUUGACUGGAAAAUGCCUGAAAAUGGAGUAUUAGACAUGGAUGAGAGUGUAGGUAUCACAGUUCAUAGGAGAGUGCCUCUCGUGCUUAUUCCAACACCUUAUUAUUCUUAAGUUUAAGACUAUAUGUUAAGUAGUAUAAUGUUAUCAAUUAGUGGAAACUUUGCACAUCCUAAAGAAAGUGUAAUGAUUGUAUGGUUUGUUCCAAUCAAUCAAUUUUUAAUGUUAUGGAGUUUUUUUUUUUUUUGAGGGGAAUGUUAUGGAGUUUAAUGUCAGAUUAUUAAUAAAGGAAACUACAUUAUAGUAGAUCUCAUCUUAUUUUUGUGUUCAAAUGGAGUAUCAAAUCUAGCUAGUUUUUAUACUAAAAAAUCAAUAACUAUUAUUUCACGAACAUAAAAUCUCCAAAAUCAUUACCUUGAAAAUAUGUACUCCCUACGUUUUCUUUUGUAGUUUUGUUGUUCCUGACUGGCUGAAUACCAUUAGGAAAUCUCAAUAUAUUAUUUUUAUUUUGAAUAUUUUCAUACAUAGUGUAAUUUAUGACUUAAAUUUCCCAUUGGUUUUAAGUUGAAAUAAAUGCAUUCAAUUUUUUUAUUAUUAGAAAAAAAAUUUGGUACGAAAACUGACUCCUACUAGGCUACUAGCUCUCCCUCAGA
This is a messenger RNA of Beta vulgaris subsp. vulgaris (sugar beet), 2105 nucleotides long. RefSeq names its product cytochrome P450 736A117. The transcript has 2 exons. Bases 1 to 1566 code for a protein of 521 amino acids. NCBI's taxonomy places the organism in Eukaryota, Viridiplantae, Streptophyta, Magnoliopsida, Caryophyllales, Amaranthaceae. Gene Ontology annotation, molecular function: monooxygenase activity; iron ion binding; heme binding. The record is from RefSeq and is a predicted model, not a curated record.